AUUUUAAAAUAAUUCCAUUCAAUUCACAACAAAAAAUCGUUCGAUAUUUGAACAUACGACAUAGAUGAACUAUAUUUUAUAUAAUAUUGAAAAGAUAAGUUAUGCUGACCGGUUGUGGUGAUGAGCUGCCUAAUCCCCACAAGAACUGCUUGCGGGAGAUGCUGAACACGCUCAUAUGCAAUGAUCAGGAUGUGAAGCGUUUGAAUACGGAGCUGAAGAACUUGGAGAUACAGCUGAAAGAGGAGCUGCGGAAGAUUGAGAAGGAUAAUGCGAAGUGCGCCGAUGUCAAGCAGAAGCUGACGGAGAAAGGAAGUAAGCCGCGAAUUUGUGAGCCUGAUGAGGAUCAUGCGGAAUUCACCAAGCGGAUCAUUAAUUUGGAUGAAAUAAAGCAUUUCUAUUCAAAGCGAUCGGAGGAGAUACGCAAACGUCGAGACAGCAUCAUAGUGUACGCCAGACAGUGUCUGCACGCCUACAGUGAGGAGAAGUGCAAGUUCAAAUCCUUUCACGAGAAUACGGUGGAUUAUAUAAAGCGCACGGCUGCUCUAUCGCAGGAUCCGACUGUUGUCUCACGCUGCGAGCGGGAUGUUUGCGAGAUGUACAAACGAUUCGUUAAGGAGGUGGCCAAUCUAAAGCACUGCGAGACACAGCUGCAACCGUUCUUUCAGCUCUUGAAGGACUCGGAUCCGAAAGUCAGCUGCGAAUGCUGCUGCCUCAAGGAUUACGAAUGGCUGCCACAGGGCAAAAAUAUGGAGACGGUUGAUGGCGCCACCAAGGAAUUGAAGGAGAAGAUGGGCAAGACCAUAGUGGGCGCCUUUGCUCAGCUGCAUCUCCACAUGCCUCAGGAUAUGUUCGGGUUCAUAGCCGGCUACCUGAUGAAUGUGGAGCGCAAUGAGCAUGAGGUAAAGGAGAAGCUCGAUCUCUUCCAAGACCAUGAUGAUUCCCCGGUUAAGGAACUCCCCGAUCCGACCUAUCACUGUGGCAGCGAAUGCCCCAAGCAGUAAAUUUCAAUUUAAAUUAGUUCGUUAAAAUCGAAAAUAAUGGGUGGUAGUUUCAAGGACAUAUCGAUCAUAAGCUGAACGAGGUCUCAUUUCAAAUUGGGUUGGUUAAAAAAUAUUUCAGGGAAUAUAGAAAUUAUUUUUUCAAGAGUCAAUGAAUAAAAAUAAUGACAAUAAAUUAAUACACAAUACUAUUUCCAUGGAACUUAGGUUGAUCAAAAAUUUAUCAAGCUCACGAGAAAAAAAUGCAAGUAGGACCUGGAUCAUGAUAA
Drosophila hydei is the source of this 1267-nucleotide messenger RNA. RefSeq lists its product as uncharacterized. NCBI's taxonomy places the organism in Eukaryota, Metazoa, Arthropoda, Insecta, Diptera, Drosophilidae. The transcript has a single exon. The record is from RefSeq and is a predicted model, not a curated record. Bases 102 to 1001 code for a protein of 299 amino acids.